AUGCCACAUCCUGGAGGACUGCAGGCCGUCCCGGAACCUACAACAGCCCUGUCUCUGCUCUUCGCUGGCGUUGCAAACUUCGCCCUCCCUCCAGCGACGACAAAGCGCGCCGCUAAUGAGAUACCUCGGCGAGCGUCCUCCGCCAUCAUGGGGCCUAGCGCAAGGCACGGGAAGGAUGCGUGGCGGGGCCACCGCUGCGAGCACAGCGCGUCUGGCGUCCUCGGAGGCUCACUGGAUCAAGCCCUGGCCAGACGGCUAGAGCGCCUUCCAACGAAGCUUGAUGCCUCCCCCAUGACCCCAAGCUCGACCCCAUUCCCCGACGCUUUGCCCCAUCUUUACGAUCUCUCCGCCACGAUCCCUUGGCCCAUGGGGUCUCUACCUCCGCCGCCUUUGUUCACCCCGCUGGCCGCCCACCUCGUGACAGUCCAGCUGGAAUCAGCAAGGGAUCCGUCCCAAGGACCAGCCGCGCUUUCAGCCGCCGUGAGCCUGGUGCCGGGCGUCUGGGAGCCGGGCAUUGGCUCGGGCUGCUGGCAAUCCUUCUCGAAGGAUGUGCAGCCUGUUCCGGAUAGGUCCAAAUAA
Mytilinidion resinicola is the source of this 579-nucleotide messenger RNA. RefSeq lists its product as uncharacterized. The coding region runs from base 1 to 579 and encodes 192 amino acids. The record is from RefSeq and is a predicted model, not a curated record. The transcript is spliced from 3 exons. NCBI's taxonomy places the organism in Eukaryota, Fungi, Ascomycota, Dothideomycetes, Mytilinidiales, Mytilinidiaceae.